AUGUUUGAAAGACAGAGCAAUAACCCUGAACCUAUAGAAGUCAGCGAUAAUAAUCCAGAACGUGAAUCUACAGCCGAUGCUCUAUUAACAACAAGAAUUUAUAUAAGCAAUUUAGAUUAUUCCUCGACUGAAGAUGAACUUAUUGAAUAUUUAAAGGAUUACAAACCUUUAUCUGUACUAGUCCCAAGCCAUACAGUUAGAGGGUUUAGAUCUAAUCAUGUAAAACCUUUAGGUAUUGCAUAUGCUGAUUUUGAAACUCCUGAGAAGGCAAGAGAAGCAGUUGAAGCAUUAAAUGAAACAAACUUUAAAAAUAGAAAUCUAAAAGUAAAACUUUACGUUCCGUUUUCCCCAGAAAAUGUUUGUAAACCAGCCCCAAAGCCAAGAAGAUUGUCUAAAUUGAGAAGAUCUAAAAAACCAGCAGAUGAAGAAAAUAAUGCAGCUUCACAAGAUCCUACUGUAGAAGCAACACAAGAAAGGGGACAAGCAUCAGAAGACCCUGAAAACGCUGCUAAUAAUGCCAAGCAAGCAAAACCAACUUCUGAUGAUACCGUAUAUUGUGGAUAUUUACCUAAAAAUACUACAGAUGCAGACCUACGUGAACAUUUUAAGGAUUAUAAUCCACAAGAAAUUUGGAUUUUCAGAACUAGAGCGGCAAAGGGCCCAAUGCAUUUACAAUUACAUCGUCAUUACACUGCUGCUUUAAUAACUUUAAAUUCACCUGAAACUAUAGCCAAAAUUGCGGAAGUCACUUCAACAAAGAAAAUAUUAGGCAAGAAGAUAUCAGUUAAACCAGCUUAUAUCUCUAAAAUCCAAGAGGUGAAAAAAAUAGCUGAACAAACAGGUAUUGCUGAAAGAAAUCAAACAAAUAAAGGAGCAAUAAAGCCAAAUUCUGGUAACGGUGGACAACCAGCUGGUCCAGGUGUUGCAGGAGAACCCUCAAAUCCACAACAAAAUUGUGAUAAUUCUAAUAAUGUUCAGCCAGGAGUUUCAGUUGUAGCUUAA
Vanderwaltozyma polyspora DSM 70294 is the source of this 1002-nucleotide messenger RNA. It is a transcript of the gene RRT5, whose product is annotated as Rrt5p. Gene Ontology annotation, molecular function: mRNA binding. Bases 1 to 1002 code for a protein of 333 amino acids. The record is from RefSeq and is a predicted model, not a curated record. Lineage: Eukaryota; Fungi; Ascomycota; Saccharomycetes; Saccharomycetales; Saccharomycetaceae. Gene Ontology annotation, cellular component: ribonucleoprotein complex; nucleus; cytoplasm. The transcript has a single exon.